This is a messenger RNA of Protopterus annectens (West African lungfish), 1331 nucleotides long. Its product is annotated as 1-phosphatidylinositol phosphodiesterase-like. Bases 213 to 1037 code for a protein of 274 amino acids. Gene Ontology annotation, biological process: lipid metabolic process. Gene Ontology annotation, molecular function: phosphoric diester hydrolase activity. The transcript has 2 exons. The record is from RefSeq and is a predicted model, not a curated record. NCBI's taxonomy places the organism in Eukaryota, Metazoa, Chordata, Ceratodontiformes, Protopteridae.
UGAAGCAUGGGUGAAGGACGGCCAACACUGUAUGCAAAUUUGUGCUAUAAUAAGCAACAGGUCUGAAACUUUCAUUUUUUUUUCUAAGCUAGUAAUCCCAAUGCUACUUUACUGCAAUCACAACAAAAAAGAAAAAAAAGCAAUUUAUAAUAAUCUGGCAAUCCUAAAGCAGGAGGAUUUAAAAGUUGUGAUUUAAGGUAUACCUCGAAAUAAUGGGAAAUAUUAAUGCUAAAGAUCCUGAUUAUUGGAAUGUGCCAGAUGGCCCACCACCUGAAUCAUACAAUGAAUGUUGGAUGAAAUCUAUUCCUGAUGAUAAGAAAAUAUCACAGCUUUCAUUUCCUGGGACACAUAACACAAUGGCCCGUGCUGGAGACCUGUUGUGGGUUUGGUGCCAAAGCCUUUCUUUAAAUACUCAAAUGAGGCUUGGAGUUCGAUUCUUUGACAUUAGAUGUAGACAUUACUAUGACAGUUUGCCUAUCCAUCAUGGAGCCUUCUAUCAAGGUUGUGAUUUUAACUAUGUAGUGUCACAAAUGAUAUCCUACUUGGAAGUCAAUCCAUCUGAAGUGUUUCUGAUGCGAAUUAGGGAGGAACAUGAACCAGAUGGCAAUACCAGGUCUUUCACUGAUACACUAAAGGCAGAAAUGAGUAACUUUCCUCCAGGAAGAUUUUAUUUGCAAGACCACAUUCCAAACAUGAGAGAAUGUCGUGGAAAGAUCAUUGUUUUAAGAGACUUUUCAGAUUACUCUUUUGGAAUUCACUUCAGAUCAACAGAUCUUGAAGACACUUGGAGUGCUGGAGAAGAUGAAAAGUGGGACAAGGUGAAAGCUCAAUUAGAUAAAGCACAGCAAAGCUCAGGUGAUACCCUGUUCAUAACAUUUUCAAGUUUCACAUGUGGUGGCCAAGCACCACGUGAACUAUCACGAAAAAUGAAUCCCAAACUUCAUUCCUACAUUACUGGACGAAAAGGAAGACUAGGAAUUGUUGUUAGUGAUUAUCCUGGACCAAAACUCAUCCGUGAUAUAAUUGAAAGUAAUUGAUGAUAAAAAUUAGUUCAUAUUAAUAUAUUUGCAUUUUAAUAUAACAUUAUAAAAAUUGAACAAUACAGGCUUUGGCAGCAAAGGGUAUCUCUGCAUAAUUAUGAAUGACAUGCCAAAUUAAAAUUGCGGCUUCUCAUUUCUCCUAAAGCAUACAAUUAUAACCAAAUAUUAUUUAAUUAUUUCUGAACAUUUAAGAAAGUCUACAGCUUUUAACAUAAACACUUAAGGACUAGAGAUAUAAUACAUAAUGUAGUCAAAUGAUACAAGACUGAAAGCAAAAAUAAACUUUUAAAG